Messenger RNA from Patella vulgata (common limpet), 9355 nucleotides. Its product is annotated as cystathionine beta-synthase. Gene Ontology annotation, molecular function: cysteine synthase activity; cystathionine beta-synthase activity. The record is from RefSeq and is a predicted model, not a curated record. Gene Ontology annotation, cellular component: cytoplasm. Lineage: Eukaryota; Metazoa; Mollusca; Gastropoda; Patellidae. The transcript has 16 exons. The coding region runs from base 139 to 1725 and encodes 528 amino acids.
GACCCGCGUUAUUCAAGUGUACGCGAUCGUUAAAAACAUUAUAUUUGAUAAAAACAAGGGCUUACUGCCUUACAGUUCCAGGUUUAACACUCAGUAGGCUUUUCUAAAACAAGUAAAACACAAGGUUAAAGGUAGAAGAUGUCUGAAUUUAAUCAUAACAUAAAAGUGAGCCCAUAUAGGAAUUGGAAGAACCCUGAUUUACCAAGUAAAUGCACUUACAGUAAAGAUAAUGAAGAAUCACCACAUAUUCAUCAUAAAGUUUCACCAAAACCAGUUAUCAUGCCGAAUAUAUUAUUUAAUAUUGGAAAUACACCUCUGGUUAGAAUAAACAGAAUAUCAGAGAAAGAAGGCAUUAAGUGUGAGCUAUUGGCAAAAUGUGAAUUUUUUAACUCUGGUGGAAGUGUUAAAGAUAGAAUUGGUUUGAGAAUGAUAGAAGAUGCAGAAGCUAGAGGAUAUUUAAAGUCAGGUGAUGUUUUAAUAGAACCUACAUCAGGAAACACAGGGAUUGGUUUAGCAUUAGCAGCUGCUGUGAAAGGAUAUAGAUGCAUUAUUGUGAUGCCUGAAAAAAUGAGCAUGGAAAAGGUAGAUGUUCUUAGAGCUCUAGGAGCCGAAAUUGUACGAACUCCAACAAGUGCUGCAUUUGAUUCUCCUGAAUCUCAUAUUGGUGUAGCUAAAAGAUUGAUGGAAGAAAUACCUAACUCACACAUUUUAGAUCAGUAUCGUAAUCCCAGUAAUCCACUUGCUCAUUAUGAUGGUACAGCUGAAGAGAUAUUAGCAGCAUGUGACAAUAGACUGGAUAUGAUGGUUCUAUCAGCUGGCACAGGUGGUACACUCACUGGUAUAGCACGGAAAUUAAAGGAGAAAUGCCCCAACUGCAAGAUAAUUGGUGUAGACCCCGAAGGUUCUGUAAUAGCGGAACCUGAAGAAAUAAAUAAGACCGACAAAAGUUUCUAUGAAGUGGAAGGAAUUGGUUAUGACUUUAUCCCAACUGUAUGUGAUAGAUCACUUGUAGAUAAAUGGUAUAAAUCUGUAGAUAAAGAAUCAUUCUUAUUGGCCAGAAGGUUGAUUAGAGAAGAAGGUCUUUUGUGUGGUGGCAGUAGUGGUUCAGUUGUUUACAGUGCUAUACAAGCCAUCAAGGACUUUGGAUUAAAAGAAGGACAGCGAUGUGUGGUUAUACUGCCAGAUUCAAUCAGAAACUAUAUGUCAAAGUUUUUGAGUGAUGACUGGUUAAGUCAGAGGAAUUUCCUACAGCUUGAAAAUGAUAUUGAUCCUUUGAAGGCUUGGUGGUGGAAUUUGAAAGUCAGUGCUCUUUCACUGAGGGCUCCUUUAACAGUUUUUCCUACAGUAACUGUACAGGACACACUAGAUAUAUUGAAUAAAGAAGGGUUUGAUCAGGUACCGAUAGUAGAUGAUAAUGGAGAUUGUAUAGGCAUGGCUACUGUUGGCAAUAUGAUGUCAAAAAUAAUUAAAAACAAAGUUAGUCGUUCGGAUCCUGUAUCAAGAGUGAUGUACAAACAAUUUAAACAAAUUGAAAUGGGUACAACAUUGAGUCAGUUAUCACGGCUGCUAGAUACAGAUCACUUUGUUCUAGUUGUUCAUGAUCAAAGACAAUAUGUUGGAGCUAAUUCGAUUAGUAAGAAGCAGAUGAUAUUUGGUAUAGCAACAAGAAUAGAUCUUCUCAAUUUUAUUACUCAGCAUGCUGGUGAUGAUACUCCACAGCUUUAAGUCAAUCAUCCAGUUACAUUUAAACUUUAUGUGUAGAUGUUAACUUUAUCCAAGGUUAUGGGUCCAUUAAUAAUAAUAGGACAUAGAAAGUUGAUCCUGUUCCUGACUGUGCACCUCAAAAACAGUGUGCCUCUGGAGGCUAUCUCAAUCAUGAUUAAAAGCUCAAAAACAAGAUCAACUUUUUAUGGUUUCUAAUAUACAUAAUCCAGAAUGACGUCAAAUGGGUUUUUCCAAAAAGAAAAACAUGUGACGAAGUGCAAACUACUACUCUCACUUUCAGACUAUCAAGUAACGAAAAUUGGUAACUAUGCUGACUAAACAAUGUUUGUUGGGGAACUGCAACAGUGCUAGCAAAUAUAAAAGAUAUGAUCGAUGUUACUUUCCAUCCAUUUCCAAAGCCAUCAAUUAUGGUAAACACCUAAAAAAAAAAUUCAUAUCCCAUCCGCCACACCUCACUAAAUGAAAAAUGAAUUCAAGUUAACAUCUACAUGUAGGCCUAGUUUCUAUUCACCCAAUGAUUUUCCACAAGAUGCAAAUAAUGAUCCAGUUUCUGCUGUAUGCUUAUUUUGAAGGUCCUAUUGUAAUUGUGAACAACCAUUAUAACGGUGCUGUUGUAUCGAAUGGUCAUUUUACUUAUGCAAAUGUUUACAUCGUUCAUUGUUAAUUGAUGGCUUCGGACACAGACGAUAUAAUCUUUACAUUUAUAUAUGUUGCAGUUCCACACAAAUAUUGUUUAGUCUGCAUGGUUACUAAUUUAUUUAUGUUAUUGUUAGACUAAACUUGAAAAUGGCAGUAGUACAAUAACAAUAACAAACAGCAGUGUUUGUUCCAUCACGUGACUUUCUAUGUCACUGAAUCAAUAUCAUAUUAAGAGAAAAAUGGAUAUUUUCAAGAUAUUUCACUUGUAAAUAUCACAUAACACACAAUUACUAAUUAGAAUCAAACCACAACAAAAAUUGCUUGACAAAAAUUAAGAAAGUAAAAAUCAAGUUAUGUUUUUUUUUUUACUUUCUAUUUUUCACAUUUUCAAAUUCACUGUAACAUUUUCAUCUUUGCAUUUUCAACUAUCAAAAUGUCUCCAUUGUAUUUUCAACCACCCAAAUUUCUGCAAUCGAACGGGUGGAGGGUGUGAUUCCGGAUUCAGCCGAAGUUGACAUCAUAAGACAUCAGGGCCCUGUUUCUCUAAUAGUUAAAAUCCAAAAUUUAGUAGAUACUUCAAUUUUGAUUGCCUGUCCAAUCUCGUGGGUUUUCUCCGGGUCCUCUGGUUUCCUCCCACUGCUAAAGACCCCUACGCGCAAGUGAAAUAUUGAAAUAAAAUUAAACCAUAUGUUAGUCCCGAAAUGACCUAGUUUGUGUUGAGUGGACGUUAAACCCCAUUUCUCUAUCUCUCUCUCAAUUUUGAUUGGCUAAGCACUAAAAUUAACCUAAUAUUAUCCAAUCAAAUUACUAAAAUUUGAAUUUUAUCUUAGUUAAAAUUUUGUGAAACAGACCCCAGUAUUUAUCGUCUCGGCUAAAAUUAAUGCUCCAUUGGGUUUUUCAUUACUCUUAAGAACUGUCCAAUUUUAUUGAUUAAUUUUUUGAAAAUAUUGUAAUAAAUUCGUUGGAUAUUCGGCGCUAUAUAAAUGAUAAAUUAUUAUUAUAAAUUAUUUUAAUCUUUGACAGUACAUUGGUAUGAAUGGGAGUGGAUUACUGGGCUUAUGUCUAAAAUAAGUGUAACUACAGAGGAGGUGCCUAUUAAGAAAAGCUUUGCAGUUAUUAAACAUUGCAAUAUUUGCAAACAAGACAAUUAGGAAUGAAAGAGUAUCAUGUUUCUGUCAUUAAAGAAAGAUCUGUAAAUUGUGGAAAAUUUAAAAAAAAAAAUAUCCCUGAAAAGUGGUGUGUAUUAUUGUUAUUGCUGAGUCGGUUUCCAAGAAUAUUUUAAUUUACCUUUUCAAUCGAUCAUGAUAGUUGUGAUUGAACUUAGCCAGUGUCAGUAUUGAAAUCUAAUGGAUUACGUAGUUGCUCUUUUAUUUAUAUGUUCAGUUAAUUGGAGAAAAUGCAAUGGAGACAAUCUGAUAAUUGAAAAUGCAAAGAUAAAAAAGUUACAGUGAAUUUUCAAAGGCGAAAAGUAUAGAGUGAGAAAAUCAUAACUAGAUUUUACACUGUUAAUUUUUGUCUAGUCAUUUUCGUUCUAAUACAAAUAUUGUGAUUUUCCUGGUGCAAAAUAUACAUAAUAUGUAUUAUGUGAUAUUUACAAGCGAAAAAUCUCGAAAAUGGCCAUUUUUAUCCUUUUGGCUAUGUAAUUUUAACCAUGAUAUUCUCUCUUAAUAUGACAACGAUUCUGCGCCAUAACUUUCUGCUUGGAAAACCCCAUUUUGAUGUCAUUCUGGUGUUAGUCUAUUGUCAUAGUUGUUUUCUUGCAAACACAUUUGUUUUUUUGUGGUUAUUCGAAGAAAGGAGGGGACUAUUUAAAUGGGUUUGUCCGUCCGUCACACUUUUUGGAACACAAUAACUCUCCUUCUAAUUGAGCUAGAAUGUUCAGACUUAGUGUAGGUGUUUAUUAGGCCAGUGCCUUGAUGGAGUUUGAAGAUGAGCAUUUUCUGCUUAGGGUAAGCAGAGUUAAGCAAUUGGAUUGGUUGAUGUUUUGGGGCACGAAAACUUUGGUUCUAAUUAAGUUGAAACUUGGUGUAUAGUUUCAUCACAUCAAUACCAUGAUGAAGUUUGAUUAUAAGAGCAUUUUCGGCUCAGGGUAAGCAAAGCGAUAAGCAUUUUGGUCGAGUGAUAGUGGUGAAACUUUGUGUAUAGUUUUAUUACAUCAAUACCUUAACAAGGCUCGAUGCUGAAAUAGAGACUUCAAUCUGAUUGGUUGAGACUUUGGAACACAAUAACUCUCUUCUAAUUGAGGUAAAAUGUUCAAAAUUGGUGUUGGUGUCUAUUAUGUGAGUGCCUUGACAUAGUUCGAUCAUGCACAUUUUCCACUUAGGCUAAGCAGAGGUAAGCAAUUUGAUUGGUUGAGACUUUGGAACACGAUAACUUUGGUUCUAAUUGGGAGAGAAUUAUUAUUAUUAUUAUUAUUGUUCGAUUUAUAUAGCGCAUAAUUACACAUAAGUGUUUCUGAGCGCAUUCACAACAAAACAGUUCCAAAAUCAUUUUUGAAAUAAAUAGGUUUUUAAGUUAGUCUUAAAACUCUGGAUGAAAGAGGACUCUAGAAGAGUUUUUGGAAGAUCAUUCCACAUUUUAGCUGCUCUGACGGAGAAAGCAUAUUCACCAGAACGUUUAUUAUAUUUAGGAAUCCUCAAUAUGCUACGAUCACUUGAAGAACGAAGAUUGGAUCGCUGGGGAGAAUAGAAAUCAAAGUGUUCUUUUAAAUAACUGGGUGCAGUGUCAGAAUAAAUUGAUUUAAACACAUUCACAAGAGCUUUAAAUUGAACCCUCACUCGAACUGGAAGCCAAUGGAGUUUCUGUAACUUAGCUGAUAUAUGAUCAAAUUUUCGUGUUCUAGUUAUGAUACAUGCAGCACUGUUUUGCUCUAUUUGUAGUUUGUUUAAAGCUGUUUCUGGUGCUCCUAAUAGAAAAGAAUUUGCAUAGUUCAUAUGCGAUGUUACUAAUGCUCUAACAACACUCUGGCAAGCAUCAAUAUUAAGAUUAGAGCGUGUUCUCGAAAGAGCUCUCAUUUGAAGAUGCAUUUUCCGUAUGAUACUAUUGAUUUGGGGAACUGGGGACAUAAAUUCAUCGGUCACAUAGCCAAGAUUUUUAGCCUGCGUCUUGGGAGAUAUAGAGCAAUCACCUAUCUGAAUGGAAUCCACUUUAAACAAUUUACUGGAUUGUGAUUUUGAUGAUAUGACAAGAAAUUUGUAUUUGUCAUCGUUAAGUUUUAGCCUAUUUCUGGUCAUCCAUCCUCAAAUGUCAUUUAAGACAAGACUCUAGUCUAAUGUUAGAAUCCUUUAAGCAAGAUAGUUGUUGUGUUGAAAGUAGUCAUAUAUUUGGGUGUCAUCAGCAAAGCCAUGGUUUUGUACCCCAUGUCUUAUGAUUUGACCAAUUGGAAGAAUGUAUAGAAGAAAAAGUAGAGGUCCCAAUACAGAUCCUUGUGGAACAACGAUCCUAACAGCACAGGGUUGAGACACAUGACACUCUGAGUAUAGAUUCAUUAUAUCAAUACAUUGACUAAGUUCGAUAAUGAGAAUUGAUAAGUUCAAUGAUUAGUAUUUCCCAUUAAAGCUAAGCAGACCUAACCAAUUUCUUUGAUCGAUGCUUUGGGACAAGAUAACAUUGAUUCUGACUGACGGAGAGUGAUCAAACUUAUUGUAUAGUUUCACUCACUACCAGGUACUUCAAAACCUGAGUUUGACAGUGAAAAUUUUAUGCUUAGACUUAAACAUAGAUAAUCAGUUUGAUUACUCGAUACUUUUGAAAAAGAUAAAUGUGCAAUUAAUUAAUGUGUCAUCUGUUCAUUUUGUGAUUCCGGCAGGAGACAUCAGUCUCACUGUUGAUUUGUUUUAUUAGUGUUUCAAUUUCAAUGCUUAUUAUAAAAAAAGGAGGGCUUAAUUUCUAUGCAUACAUUAUCAUUUUUGAAAGUUACUAAUGCAAUACAUUAAAUAUGAUCUGACAGAAAAACUAUUUUGAUCUAAUGCUUGUUACUUAAUGCUAAGAUCUAGUAUGUGAUAAAGUUUGUACUCACACAGAUACAUAAAUAAUUGAUAUUUUUUUAAAGGAGAGUUAUAUAAUUAUAUAAAAACUAGGUGAUGCGUGAAUUGCUUUUUAUAGUUUUCUUGCUUUUUUCAAAUCCUAUGCAGUUAAUUCUUCUUACGAAAAGUUAUGGGUUCGAACUGAUAUCCUGUGAUGACCCUUAGUCUUCAUAAAAAUUAUAAGUCUGUAUAUCAAUGUGUUAGUUUUCAUGCAGGAUCAUUUUCACCAAGAAAUAAAUGUAAUAUCUUUUUUUGUAAUAUAUUGGAAAUAACCUAUAGAUUAUUUUUUUGUAAUAUAUAGGAAAUAAUCUUAGAUUCUGACUGUCAGUGAGAUCGACCAGUUGACUGUCAGUGAGAUCGACUGACUAGAAAACUUAAAUGCUGUAUAGCCUAAUUAGAAUUUCAAAGAAUUUAACCUUUAAUCACAAUAAAUACAGUUAAAUUUAUAUGUGGAAAAACACAAGAAAGUAAUAUACAAAUGCGGAUAAUGCUAAACAUUGUCACUGUUUGGGCAACAUUUUUAAGUGAACGCCUAGUUUCAACGACCAGUGAAUUCUUGUCGAAACGUCGUGUGUAUAUAAUAUAGUGAUUGUUAUCCAUAGAACUGUGUUGUGUUAUAUGUAAUAUGAGAUUGGGCGGGAGACAUUAGACUGUUGGCUUUUGUUUUCAUUGCAUUUCUGAAUGUAUAUAAAACUCUUCUUUUUAUACACCCACAUGGAAAUUUGGUCAUAUAUUGCCGUUAGUAAAACUAAGAAUCCUAUUGAAUUUCCGCGAUUUCCAUGAAUAGAUUCUGGAGUAAUGGCCCUUAUUUUACUUUGUUGAACCUUUUGAAUGCUCUAUUGACAAAAGUUAUCAUCCGAUCCGUAUAAAAUUCACGUGUAUUAUUUACAUUAGUAAAACGGAAGAGCCUAUUUAAGCUAAUUAAUUCUAAGAGUUGUGACCCAUUUUUAUAUGCCCACAUGGAAAUGUGGUCGUAUAUUGCUGUCGCCCCCGUCCGUCCGUCGAUUGUCCACAAUUUCUUGUGAACACUCUAUCGUUUACAUUUAUCAUCGGAUUGUUUUGGUUGUUUGCAUUAGUGAGAUGAAGAAGCCGUUAAUUUCUUCUGGAGUUAUUAACCGAUCGGUAUGAAAUUUAUAUGAAUGGUUUAAAUUAGUAAAACGAACAAGCCUAUUGAGUUUCAGCAAAUUUCCGUUAAUUACAUCUAGAGUUAUGGCUCUUGUUUAACUUUAUUGAAUCGUGUGAACGACAAAAGUUAUCACUUAAUCUGUUUGAAAUUCAUAUGCAUCAUUUAAAUUAGUGAAAUGAAGAAGCCUAUUGAAUGUCAGCGAUUUCCAUCAAUUACUUCUAGAGUUAUGGCUCUUGUUUCACUUUGUUGCACCUUGUGAACGCUCUAACGACAAAAGUUAUCAACCGAUCUGUAUGAAAUUUAUAUGCAUCAUUUAAAUUAGUAAAACAAAGAAGCCUAUUGGAUUCCAACAAUUUCCGUUAUUAUCUGAUCUGUAUGAAAUUUAUAUGCAUCAUUUAAAUUAGUAAAACAAAGAAGUCUAUUGAAUUUCAGCAAUUUCCGUUAAUUACAUCUAGAGUUAAGGCUCCUGUUUCACUUUGUUGAAUCUUUUGAACGCUCUAAUGACAACAGUUAUCAUCCGAUCUGUUUGAAAUUGAUAUGCAUCAUUUAAAUUAGUGCAACGAAGACGCCUAUUGAAUUUCAGCAAUUUCCGUCAAUUACUUCUAGAGUUAUGGCCCUUGUUUUACUUUGUUGAACCUUGUGAUUGUUCGAACGACAAAAGUUAUCAUCUGAUCUGUAUGAAAUUUAUAUGCAUUAUUUGAAUUAGUAAAACGAAAAAGCCAGUCGAAUUUCAUCAAUUUCUGUAGAUUACUUCCAGAGUUACAGCCCUUGUUUUAGUUUUUAGAACCUUGUGAACCCUCCAACGAAGAAAAUUAUAAUGUCAUCUGUAUGAAAUUGUCUAUUAAAUUGCCCUAAUUACCUACAAAAAAUAAAUAUGCGACAACCCUUGUCGACUGCUCGGACGAUUUAGCUGCUGUUGGAUGGCAACCUAUCUUUCACUUUGUAGAACCUUGCGUUCGCUCUAAUGACUAAAGUUAUCAUCAGAUCUGUAUUAAAUUGAUAUGCAUUAUUAGAAUAGUAAAACGAAGAAACCUUGUCAACUGCACGGACAAUUUAGCUGCUGUAGGCUUAUGUUUCGUUGCCUGGCAGCCUAUGGUUUUUAAAUGUCCACUUGAGAAUAUUUGAAUUCGUACACAAGAUUUGCAAUUUAUUUUCUUUGGCUUAAUUUAUUAAGUAUUAAUACAAAAAACAUAGUCCACUUGAGAAUAUUUGAAUUCGUACACAAGAUUUACAAUUUAUUUUCCUGUGUGUAUGUGUGUGUGUCCAUGCUUUGCCUAUAGGCUGCAAUUCCUAACUGAUCAUCUUGAAACUUUACAUACUCAUUCCUUAUAUCCUAAAGAUGAUCUCUAUUGUUUAUGAUGCAUGCGCGACCCCCAGGGGCAGAGCCACGCCCAUUUCUUGUGUUGGUUUUUCGUCUACAAUCCGGAUUUCUUAACGUAUCAUCUUGAAAUUUUACAUAAUUAUUCCUUAUACCCUAAGGAACAUCCAUAUUUCUUCAAACAAGGACAACUUUGCACUGAAGUAAUCCGGUGCCGCAUCGCAAUUGUAUAGGCGUAGGUACAUAUCACUUACCGUCAUACAGCUGAGGCUAGAUGUAGAGUAACGGAAUCUGCCGAGGUUUGCCGAGUGGCUCAACUCCCAGGGGCAGAGCCACGUCCAUUUUCUUUUUGUGUGUCUCUGUGUCGCCUACAGGCUGGAAUUCUUAAUCGAUUGUCUUGAAAACUUUUCAUACUUAUUAAGGAUGACCAAUAUUUAUAUGUCUUUGACUUAAUCUCAUUAUUUCUGUGUAUUUAUAUAUAUAUAUAUAUCUCUACUUGAAAUAAAAUAUUCUUUAAACCAC